GAGAAAGUCUUUUAUUCAAAUUAAUAAUUCUCAUUUUUUUUUUUAAUUCAAUUUUAAUAAUUUUAUAGUAAAAUUACAUCCACACAACACUUGUGGAGGAGUGCUAUAUAAACUAGCUUAGAAGUUGAAAGUUAUAAGCAUAGAAAUAUUUGUGUGAGUUUUUCUUUUGAUCAAUAUAUAGUAAUUAAUAAUAAUCAUAUCAUCAUUAUGGGUUCUAUUAAUGAAAAUACUAUUACUACUACUCAAGAGUUAUCCCAAGGUUAUGUCAAUUUGUACAAGCAUAUGUUAAGCUAUGCAAGUUCUAUGGCUCUAAAAUCAGCUGUGGAGUUAGGCAUACCGGACAUAAUAUUCAACAAAGGCAAAGACCAAACCAUUUCUCUUCAUGAGUUGGUCUCUGCCCUUCAAAUUCCUCAAUCGAGGACUAACUUUCUUCGUCGUGUGAUGCGUGUACUGGUACACUCUGGCAUCUUCACAAACGAAAAAGGAUACAACGACGACAAAGAAGAAGAAGAAGUAUAUGGCCUCACGCCUUCUUCCAAAUUACUUUUGACUGGUGGUAAAAAUAAUGGCGUCCCAAGCGUGGGGCCCUAUGUUCUUGCGGUUCUUGAGCCAGUUACUGUAACUGCAUUCGGGUCAAUUGGAAAUUGGCUAAAGAAAGAAAGUCCAACCACGCCAUUUCAUUUAGCCAACGAUGAGGGGUUGAGCUUGUACGAGUACUGGGGGAAGAAUACUGAUGGAUUCGGUGAUCGUUUGAAUGAAGGAAUGGAAAGUGAUUCCGGGGUUUUGAAAUUUGUUCUCAAGGAUUUUAAGUCGGUUUUCGAGGGAAUAACUACAUUGGUAGAUGUUGGAGGGAAUACCGGAUUAAUGUGUAAGAUGCUCCUUGAAGCAUUUCCACACUUGCAAUGCUCAGUGUAUGAUCUAGCCUAUGCAGUUGAUGCCAAUUCUCAUAACAAUACUCAGAACUUGAAGUUUAUUGAGGGUGACAUGUUUCAAACAGUUCCUCAAGCUGAUGCAAUUCUAUUCAAGUGUGUUUUAUCAGGUUGUAGUGAUGAGGAAUGCACUAAGAUUUUGAAGAAUUGUAGAGAUGCAAUCUCAAGGAAUGGUGGAGGAAAGGUUCUGAUAAUAGACAAUAAUGUCAUAAAUAGCAAAACAGAAGAUCAUUUAGCAAUGGAGACUUUGCUCUACUUUGAUAUGUUAAUGAUGACUGCUUUGACUGGGAGAGAGAGAACCAAAAAGGAUUGGGAGAAAAUCUUCUUUGAAGCUGGUUUUAGUAGCUGUAAAGUUACACCCAUGUUUGGUGUAAAGACACUUAUUGAGGUUUUUCCUUAAUUAAUUAGUGAUCUAAUUAUGGUGUGCUAUACCCUUGAAAUAAGCAUAUAAUCAUUAGUAUUAUAUAUGCAUAUUAUCUAUCACCAAGGGAAAUAAAAUUUCUUUUUUUUUUUGAAGGAAAGAGAAAUAAAAUUUAAUUACUUUCUAUCUUU
Molecule: messenger RNA, 1481 nt
Organism: Cannabis sativa
Lineage: Eukaryota; Viridiplantae; Streptophyta; Magnoliopsida; Rosales; Cannabaceae
Product: isoflavone 4'-O-methyltransferase-like
Exons: 2
Coding region: 208-1329 (373 amino acids)
Biological process (GO): methylation
Molecular function (GO): O-methyltransferase activity; S-adenosylmethionine-dependent methyltransferase activity; protein dimerization activity
Source: RefSeq, a predicted model, not a curated record